Arachis ipaensis is the source of this 3132-nucleotide messenger RNA. Lineage: Eukaryota; Viridiplantae; Streptophyta; Magnoliopsida; Fabales; Fabaceae. The record is from RefSeq and is a predicted model, not a curated record.
UCUUCUGUAACGUGGCAAGUUUCCAUUCUUACAAUGGUUGAAUUCCACCAUUACUUUGGGAAUUUGGACUGAACAUGUUUUCCUUCAUCACUCAUCAGGGAUGAGUUCAUUUUCACCAAUAGUUUUUUGGUCAAAAUUUUCAUUUUUCUGAUGAUCAGUCUUUGUAGUUUCAGUUUCUCAGGUUUCACGAAUUCUUCUUUCAUAAACUUUGUAAUAUCAUAAACUUUAUUCUAUUUUCCUUCAUUUCUCUUGGCUUUAUGUUGAGUUUGGUGCAUUUGAUACUAUUUUGUCUUUGGAAUCUGAUUCUGACUGGCAUUUUAGCAUAAGGACUAAUUCUAUCCAAAUUCUUCACCUUCCCUCUUUUUCCUUCUUUUUUUUUUUCCUUUUUAAAAUUUCAUUUUUGUUAUCAGUGACCAUCACCUAGACUAGUGCAUGCAUAGUACUUAAGACUUCCAUGCUCAUUCUGAUUGCUGAGAAAAUUCCUGUAGUUUAUGCUGUGCUAUGUUCUCCAUUAGUAGCUGGUCUUUGUGAACUUCAUAUUGAAACUGAAAUGCACAUGCAAGGUUAUUUGGCAUUCCUAUCUAUUGUUUAUAUCAAAGACAUUCAUGCAAAUCAGUAUGUGUUUGUCUUAUUUUGUUAGGCAAUCACAUCACAUCUUUUAUAUGUAGAACUAAAAUUCAGUUUUUAUCAUAUCACAUUCCUUUCUGGACACAUACUGCAUAAUUAGAUUGAAUGAUUUUGGUUUUUAUUUCAGGUUCUUGUUGUUUAGUUGAAACUGCUGCAUCUUCAUUCAUGGCAUUAAUGGGCAUGGGUGCAAAUAUGCAAUACAAUGACCAUUUCCCGGGACAUUACUCCAUGAAGGGCCUCAUCUUUGGUGCCGAAGGAAGCUCAUGGACUUCAUCAAACAAGGGACUUCUAUAGCAGACAAUUCUCGAGUAUGAUGCUAUAUUUAGGGACCAAAUUCAUGAGCUGCACCAAAUUUACCAGAAACAGAGGGAAUUGAUGGAUGAAGUUAAAAGGAACGAGUUAUGUAAACAUAAUUUACGGUUGGAGACAUAAUGGUCAAGUUCCUCUCUGUGUUAUUCAUCAAACUUGCCUUUGUUGGCUGGUCAAUCAUCUGUUUUAAUUGUGGAACGCAUCGAGUCACUAAUGGCUUUGGCACAAGAAAAGAACAGGCAAAGAUGUCCUGCUUCUGAAACUACUCCAACUGUAAUCAAAGAUCUCUUAAAAGAUUCUGAAUUAUCACAGUCCACUUACAGAAAAGUUGGUAACAAAAUUUUGGAUCUCCAACUUCCAGCUGAAGAGUACAUUGAUAGUGAAGGCGAUUCUUCCGAAAGUGAAAAGAGUACAGCUUUUACUUUAAAUGGAACUUCUCAGGUUGUGUGUAACGGUUUAGCCGACUUAAAUGUACCUUUUAAUCUCAAGGAAGAGACGGGUGCGGAGUCUGAUGAUUUGCAGCCCAGAAUUCAUCAUGGAAGCUCCCUUGUUUGUGAUAUAUCAAGAGCAAGAAAAUCAGGCUGGCAUAAUUUUCCCAAUGAUGCUAUACAGAAUUUGAACAAAAGAAAGUAUCUUGAAGAUUCCUCAGAUGAUCCAAUGCCAAAGCCAGGGAAGAAACUCGUACCGAUGUCCUCAAGUAAUAUUGCUGGGCAAAAUGGCAGGGUCUUGAAUUCCCAAGCCGGAUUUAGUGAUACCGACAGGCAAUCUGUUCCAGUUGAAUCAUUGAGUCAGAAACUUGAGCAAGUUAACAUUUUUGCAUGUUUGCAAAACUAUCUUCUCCGCAACGGCUUUUGCUUUAGCGCCAAGUCAUUUAAUCAACUAUCAAUCGAUACUGAUGAUCUAAGCAGCUGCAACAACCAUGGUUCAUCAUCGGCUAGCCAUGAGCUUAGGGAGUGUGUUCAGGUCUCUGAAGAUGUGUUCAAUCCCAAGAACAUAAACCUGAAUACCAUGCCUGGUUAUUCCGAUACAAUAACAGCAUUUCAAAGCAUUCAUAAUUCAAGGGAAGAAGAUAAAUUUGAGUGUUCAAGAUUUCCUUGGCUUAAAGAAAAGCCGGCACCCCAAGGAAAACUCAAUGAAGAGGGUAAAUCUUCAACACAUGUCCGUGCUGGUGAAAAGUUCUUGGAGAAUGAGAAGACGAUGCAUGAAUGCUUGAUCCGCGUCAUUGACCUGAAUUCAUGCACGAAUGAGGAUGAGAAUACGCCAAUGGAUAUCGAUCUUCAGGCCCCUACGAGUCCAGAAAAUAAGGAAAGUUCUCCACCAAGAGGAGAAUCCGAUGAAGCCCAAGAGGAGCAAGCCAGAAUGGCAGCAGAGGCUUUGGUUUCGAUAUUCGAGGUGGCGGUCCAUAAUGGUCUCCAAAUGACAACAUGUUCACCAUUAGAAUCUUCCAUGAGUAGCCCUCUUCACUGGUUUUCUGGGAUUGUUUCUGCAAUAGUGGAUCAUUCAGAGAGUGAGGUUAACUUGGAGCAGCAUCUGCCUACUGAUUUUGAUUACUUUGAGUUCAUGACUUUAAAUUUGACCGAGACAACAGUCCUAGAUUGCUUCUAUAAGAGCAAUGGCCAAUCCAAGCAAGGAGGCGAAGGGUCUACCUCACUGACUCGGUCGAAUAGGCCCCGGAGGGGGAAGGACUUCCAGAAUGAGACUCUACCAAGUCUUGCUUGUUUGUCAAGGCACGAGGUGACCAAAGAUCUUAAGACCAUAGGAAGUCUAGUUAAAGCCGCCACGGCUCGUACUACUCGCUCGACAGAUGGCUGCGCAAGAAGCGCAGGUAAAAAUGCACCGGCCAAGGCGAGGAGAAGGCCAUGUAAAUCAGCUUCUAACAUUACAGACUUACUGAAAAGAGGCCUAAUUAGUUGGCAAAAAAUAUGUAGAAAGAAAAGGAGCCAAAGAUUUCCAGUCAGUAAUCUCCAGCUUAUUUUUAAAUCAAGUACAUAACUAACUGAUCCGCCUUUGAAACUAUGUAAUUUAUACUCAUUUUGUCUCGUAAAAUGAGUGAAAGACAUGCAGAAAUGCAUGUCAACUAAAUUUACGAGACAAAAUGAGUUCAGAAAACAUUUCAGAAGGGAUCUUUUUGUAAAUAUUUUCAGCUUUAUAUAGACUAUAACAUAUAACUAUAUAAGUAAUCAUUUUGAUUUUUGU